Messenger RNA from Dibothriocephalus latus, 234 nucleotides. The record is from the annotation of a GenBank genome assembly. Lineage: Eukaryota; Metazoa; Platyhelminthes; Cestoda; Diphyllobothriidea; Diphyllobothriidae.
AUGUUAGUGACACGAGAACACUACCAAAUUAUCCGCCAAGUUAGUGUUAAGACCUCGAUAUACUGUAAUUGGGUUCGCAAUGUGAAUGGCAGCUUUAUUGAUGAAAACUCGGCCAAGGUCGAUCGCUGGCGUGAACACUUCGACCACCUCCUCAACUUCGAUGAGCAACCCAUCAAACCCUUCCCCUCCUCCGCAGCGGAAUUUCAAGCCUCUCCAGGCAAUACUGUCGUGUAA